AUGGCAGGCUCCCAACUCCGCCCUCGACGGUCCUCCCUCGCCCCUCCCUCUUCCUCCGCCUCUCCCUCACCCAACUCCGACGAAGCAGGAGCAACGGGCGCAGCGGGAGAGGAAGUAGUGAUUGAAGGCUACAUGCUCAAGAAGAAACGAAAGGCGUUGCAGGGGUUCGGGAGGAGGUACUUCCGACUCUCUUCGUCCGGCGCAUUGUCGUACUCGUUCAACCCCUCUUCUCCAUUGCGCGACUCGAUCUUUGUUUCACUCGCAUUCAUCUCGGCGUCGAGGAAGCAGAGGACGUUGCAUAUCGAUGGCGGGAACACGGUGUACCAUUGCAAGGCCUUGACUUUGGAAGACUUUGAUCGCUGGGCCGACGCGCUCAAACGGUUCAUCAACCUCGCGCAACAAGAUCACCACCACCACCAGCACCAACAACAAGCUUCUCUCCCCGUCCCGCCGCAGGAACUGGAAGAUGGUGGAUUCAAGGGUGGGAACGUUGCGGCUGUUCAGGGGGGCAAGAAGGGUGCUGUGGUACUUCCUCCUCAGCCUCCGACUGGUGGCGGAACAGGGUCGGGAGGGAUGGAGAGCGGAGAGGUGGAGAGGGUCAAGAGGGCGCUUGGGGCGAUGGCGCAGCCUAUGACAGAUAUCGAGUCGCUCGCGCGCGAACUUAGGCAGUCUUCCUCGCCCACUCCCCAGCCGACUCAGCAGCAAGUGACCAACUCGCAGUUGUCGGUCUCGCCUGGUUCGCUCUCGCCUGCCCCUACCAACAACAGCGGAAGUGGGAGUGGGAGCAAAUUCCGAUUCCUCGGGAAACGGUCAAACAGUACCUCUCAGCCGGGACCCAAGUCGCCCGUCUCGGAAGAGCCGUCUUACUUCGAUGACAAGGCGACUCCCACACCGACCCAAGACCUCCUCCUCCGCCAACUGCAAUCCGCCGUCUCAGCUUUGCGCCAAUCACACGCAGACCUCUCGACCGCCAUCUCCUCCCUCUCCUCUCCUCCUCCGCGCGCCGGCUCGCCCGUCUACGCCUCGCGCUCUCACCCAACCCGUGCCUCAAGCCGCGCGAGUUUCUCGAGCUUCUUUUCGGUCGAAAACGCGAGUGAGGAUUGGUUUGAUGCGGUGCCUGGGGAGUUUGUGCUGGAGGAGGAGGAGGGGAGGAGGGGGGUUGCUCGUGAUGAUGAUGAGGAGGAGGAGGAGGAGGAUGGGGAGGAGGGAGAGGAGAAGAUGGAGGAGAGGAGUGGGUCGAGUGGCGGUGAGGCGUCGACUAUCGUCGAGGACGAGGAGGACGACGAGUCUGCCGAUGAGGAGGAGGACGACGCCGAGACGACGAGGGCGUCGUCACCCGCUGGGGCUGGCGUUGGAUCAAGCGUCGCAAAGGGCUUGCAGGAGGGAACGCAGGUCCAGCGUAGGAAACAGCUGCCGAGUCCGGUUGCGGGAGACGAGUUCUCGAUGCUGAGCAUGCUGAGGAAGAAUGUCGGAAAGGACCUCUCGACCAUCUCCUUCCCCGUGACGAUGAACGAGCCUCUCUCGGCUCUCCAGCGCCUCGCUGAGGAACUCGAGUACUCGGAGUUGCUCGACCGCGCGGCGGCGACCAAGGACCCUGUCGAGCGACUUACGCUUGUUGCGGUGUUUGCGAUCAGCGGGACGGCGGGCAACAAGUUUAGGAGCUCGAGGAAGCCUUUCAACCCUCUCCUCGGCGAGACGUACGAGUGCAUCCGCCCCGACAAGGGCUUCCAGUUCGUCUCGGAAAAGGUUUCGCACCAUCCGCCCGUCCUUGCCUUCCACAGCGACGCGCCGCAGCGAGGCUGGCAGGUAUUCGGCCACAUCGCGCCGAGUCAGAAGUUCUGGGGUCGCUCGAUGGAGGUCUUCGUCCACGGCGACUACUGCAUCCGCUUCUCGGACAACUCGGAGACGUUCCACAUCCGCAAACCCUCGUCUUUCGUUCGCAACCUCGUCGCCGGCACCAAGUACCUCGAAGUCGUCGGCGACCUCGUCGUCACGACCGACUCGUCCUCGGCGCAGGCCACCAUCUCGUUCAAGGAGGGCUCGGCGUGGGGCGGAAGCUUGACGAGGAACAAGAUUGACGGCAAGGUCGUCGAUGCGGAUGGCAAGACCGCUGUGGAGCUCGUCGGUAGGUGGGACGACGCGGUGGACAAGAAGGAGGGCAAGAACAAUUUCACCCGCCUCUGGCAAAUCGCCGAGUUCCCGCCGAACCCCGAGCGGUACUACGGCUUCUCGUCGUUCGCCGUCACGCUCAACGAAACGACCUCGCUCGAAGAAGGCCUCGUCGCGCCGACCGAUUCGCGUCUCCGGCCCGACCAGCUCGCGUUCGAGCGCGGCGAAGUCGACGAGGCGGAGCGGCUCAAGGCGCAGGUCGAGGAGAAGCAGCGCGCGAAGCGCAAGGAGGGAAAGGUGGGCGAGCCGAGGUGGUUCACAAAGGCGGCGGGCGGCGAGGGGUGGGAGUACACGGGGAAGUACUUCGAGGCGCGCGACAAAAAGGCCUUCGAAGAUCCCGACAUCUUCUGCUGA
Rhodotorula toruloides NP11 is the source of this 2523-nucleotide messenger RNA. RefSeq names its product oxysterol-binding protein. Bases 1 to 2523 code for a protein of 840 amino acids. The record is from RefSeq and is a predicted model, not a curated record. Gene Ontology annotation, cellular component: intracellular membrane-bounded organelle; plasma membrane; perinuclear endoplasmic reticulum. Gene Ontology annotation, biological process: ER to Golgi ceramide transport; piecemeal microautophagy of the nucleus; maintenance of cell polarity. Gene Ontology annotation, molecular function: sterol binding. NCBI's taxonomy places the organism in Eukaryota, Fungi, Basidiomycota, Microbotryomycetes, Sporidiobolales, Sporidiobolaceae. The transcript is spliced from 9 exons.